Molecule: messenger RNA, 412 nt
Organism: Oncorhynchus keta (chum salmon)
Lineage: Eukaryota; Metazoa; Chordata; Actinopteri; Salmoniformes; Salmonidae
Product: UPF0575 protein C19orf67 homolog
Exons: 3
Source: RefSeq, a predicted model, not a curated record
UGUUUCCCAUUUCUACAUUGGCAAGUGUCAGAUAGACAGUGUGGGGCUGUCCAUAUACAGGUACUGUCGUCUAGCCCCGUACCUGGCUGGGGUCCACACUGGCCUGUACAAACGCAUGCGCUGGAAUGUGGAGAGACCCAGAGGGGGCGAUGGAGAGGGAAAAGGGGAGACGGUUGCUAUAGGCAAUAUGGUCAAGAUGUGGUCAAUCGGUCAGUGGAUCCAAACGUAUCCUGACCCCGUGAGAGGCGACAUCAACGACUGGGUGCUGUGCUGGAUUCCUCAGGCUAGGUACCACAGGCUGUUGUGCCUGGGAGGAGAGGAGCCCUCUGCUUGCAACGCUACUGACUGCCUGCUGGGGGCGUUGUUUUCUCAACAGAGCCCAGUGGAAGGUCCCAGUCGUGAAACAACAUAA